AUUAGGGAGGUGAAAACAUAAAAUGAAUACCAUGAAAAUCAUUACAGCUAUGGUUAUUCUAGGCUGCCUGCUUGUUGUAGAGGUGAAAGGCCAGGCUAGAGUUCCGAAGGGCAGGUGUUUUUGUGCUGACAAAGGUGUGAACAUGGUUCCUCCAAAACUGAUUGAGAAGGUUGAAAUCAUUCCACCAAGUCCCUCUUGUAAAACCCAGGAGAUUGUUGUUACUCUGAAAAAUAGUACAGAGCAGAAAUGCUUGAAUCCAGAAUCUAAAUUCAUGCAGAAAUACAUCAUGAAGGCUAUUGAAAAGAGGAGCCUGUAGAAGAAAUAGCCUGCAAAUGAAUCCAUAUGAGCUAUUGUGAAGUGAAGAACAUAUAUCAGCACCCUACAAUCAGUAACCAACAUCCUUCAGACAAAUCUUGAACUGAAAUUUUUAAUGUAAAUCUUUCCUUAAUGUUUGCUUAACGUAAAUCUUUUUUUUUUCUGAUAAACAUGAUCAUUAAUAACUGUUGUACAUUUUAAAAUAGUAACGCAAA
Sinocyclocheilus anshuiensis is the source of this 530-nucleotide messenger RNA. Its product is annotated as C-X-C motif chemokine 10-like. Gene Ontology annotation, molecular function: chemokine activity. Lineage: Eukaryota; Metazoa; Chordata; Actinopteri; Cypriniformes; Cyprinidae. Gene Ontology annotation, cellular component: extracellular region. The coding region runs from base 23 to 316 and encodes 97 amino acids. Gene Ontology annotation, biological process: defense response; immune response; chemotaxis. The record is from RefSeq and is a predicted model, not a curated record. The transcript is spliced from 4 exons.